AUGCUAGAACUAGUGAUCUCACCCAGCCUCACUGUAAACAGCGACUGUCUGGAUAAACUGAAGUUUAACCGUGCUGACGCCGCUGUGUGGACACUGAGUGGCAGAGAAGGCAUCACCAAAUCGGCGCCCCUGAGAGCGAGCCAGCUUUGCACAGCGAGACCUUGCGUGGGCGUCCUGCCCAGCCAGCCUUCCACAGCCAUGGCAGCCUACGGCCAGGCGCAGUACAGUGCGGGAAUCCAGCAGGCUGCCCCCUACACAGCAUACCCGCCCCCAGCACAGACCUACGGAAUCCCUUCUUAUAGCAUCAAGACGGAAGACAGCCUGAACCAUUCCCCUGGCCAGAGUGGAUUCCUCAGCUAUGGCUCCAGCUUCAGCACCCCGGCCGCUGGACAGAGCCCGUAUGCCUACCAGAUGCACGGCACGACGGGCAUCUAUCAAGGAGCAAAUGGACUGACCAGCACGGCCGGCUUCGGGAGCGUGCACCAGGACUACCCCUCCUACCCCGGCUUCCCCCAGAGCCAGUACUCCCAGUAUUACAGCCCGUCCUACAACCCGCCGUACGUGCCGGCCAGCAGCAUCUGCCCGUCGCCCCUCUCCACGUCCACCUACGUCCUCCAGGAGGCAUCUCACAACGUCCCCAGCCAGAGUUCAGAGUCGCUUGCCGGUGACUACAACACACACAAUGGACCUUCCACGCCGGCCAAAGAGGGUGACACGGACAGGCCGCAUCGGGCCUCUGAUGGGAAGCUCCGAGGCCGGGCUAAAAGGAGCAGCGACCCCUCCCCAGCAGGGGACAACGAGAUCGAGCGUGUGUUCGUGUGGGACUUGGAUGAGACAAUAAUUAUUUUUCACUCCUUACUCACGGGGACUUUUGCAUCCAGAUACGGGAAGGACACCACGACAUCCGUGCGCAUCGGCCUGAUGAUGGAGGAAAUGAUCUUCAACCUGGCAGACACGCAUCUGUUCUUCAACGACCUGGAGGAUUGUGACCAGAUCCACGUUGAUGACGUCUCGUCAGAUGACAAUGGCCAAGAUUUAAGCACAUAUAACUUCUCUGCGGAUGGCUUCCACAGUUCGGCCCCGGGAACCAACCUGUGCCUGGGCUCGGGCGUCCACGGCGGCGUGGACUGGAUGAGGAAACUGGCAUUCCGCUACCGGCGGGUCAAGGACAUGUACAACACCUACAGGAACAACGUGGGCGGCUUGAUAGGCGCUCCCAAAAGAGAGACCUGGCUGCAGCUCAGAGCCGAACUGGAAGCGCUCACAGACCUCUGGCUGACGCACUCCCUGAAGGCUCUGAACCUCAUCAACUCCCGGCCCAACUGUGUCAAUGUGCUGGUCACCACCACUCAGCUAAUUCCUGCUCUGGCCAAAGUCCUGCUGUAUGGGCUGGGUUCCGUGUUCCCUAUUGAGAACAUCUACAGUGCAACCAAGACAGGGAAGGAGAGCUGUUUCGAGAGGAUCAUGCAGCGGUUCGGCAGGAAGGCUGUCUACGUGGUCAUCGGAGACGGCGUCGAAGAGGAGCAAGGAGCCAAAAAGCACAACAUGCCCUUCUGGCGGAUAUCCUGCCACGCUGACCUGGAGGCACUGAGGCACGCCCUGGAGCUGGAAUAUUUAUAGCAAGAUGAGGGGCAUCUCCACCUGUCGGCCCACCCUCCAGGCUCCCUCGCCCUCCCCUCCUCCCGCCAAGAACUCCAAAGACCCGGACGCUGGACACCAGACAGGGUCCUCGCAGCCAAGAGGAUGUGUCCAGUGACCAUCGCAGAGGCCCAGACAAGGGGCCCCAGAAGCCAAGCGGCUGGCAUUGACUACAGAAGACUCGACUGCCGGGAAAAAGGGCUGGCUCGGAGUCCAGAAGUUUCUGCGAGACUCUCAGAACACAGCAAGGACCUGCUGGGUUGAGGGGGGGCUGUGAGGAGGGGGGAUCAUUCGUUUUCUUUUUAAUUUAUGGACUAAUCCCAUUACUCUGGCAUUAUGUUCUUGUGCUUGUGUUGGUUUUCUUAGUCGUUGGCUCGGUUUUGUUUUUUCAGCUGGCAUGUGGGGUGGUUCACGGUUCUAAUUUAAGCACUCUCUUCUCCAAGUCGUGCUUCGGGGGACAAUCAUUCUUUGAACGUUAGCCAGGGAGGCGAUUCGGGCUGUUGGGGAAACUAUGGCUUAUUUUUGUUUUAAAGACCCUACUGGACGUCAUGUGGACAUUGCACGUGCCUUACGCUGCCAUCUUGUUUUCUAGGACGAGGGGGACACUGGGAAGGAUAGCAGUACUUUGUGAUGGAUAAAAGGCAUUAAAUAAAACCACGUUUACAUUUUGAAGUGGGGUAGGGUGGAGUCGCUUUUUACCACGCUUGGGGCUUCCAAAUGUGUUGGGCUUUUUCAGUUGUGGAAGAAUAAAACGCAACGGAAACUGGCUUAAGCCAAGAAAAAGGGAGAGGGAGGAAGAGGUUUGGGGUGAAACAGAUGAACCUUCUGCUUAAUCCUGAAAUUAAAGUACCUAGGUGGUCAGCUA
This is a messenger RNA of Carlito syrichta (Philippine tarsier), 2503 nucleotides long. RefSeq names its product EYA transcriptional coactivator and phosphatase 2 (gene EYA2). Bases 1 to 1620 code for a protein of 539 amino acids. The transcript has 15 exons. Gene Ontology annotation, cellular component: nucleus. Gene Ontology annotation, molecular function: protein tyrosine phosphatase activity. The record is from RefSeq and is a predicted model, not a curated record. Gene Ontology annotation, biological process: cell differentiation; multicellular organism development; negative regulation of extrinsic apoptotic signaling pathway in absence of ligand. NCBI's taxonomy places the organism in Eukaryota, Metazoa, Chordata, Mammalia, Primates, Tarsiidae.